Messenger RNA from Cuscuta epithymum, 4029 nucleotides. NCBI's taxonomy places the organism in Eukaryota, Viridiplantae, Streptophyta, Magnoliopsida, Solanales, Convolvulaceae. The record is from the annotation of a GenBank genome assembly.
AUAAAAGGGAAUAACCCGAAACCGCCAGCAUAAGAAGUCCCAUUGCCUUCGACCCGCGCCUCUCUUCUCCAUCGAAAUCACUAAUAGCUUCGCUCUGCUCUAAUGGACACGCUUCAGGCGACUUACCCAGAUUAUCAAUCUGAGGCGGGGCCUCCACCUGAAUCUCUUCCCCAACAUUCACCCCAGAGCUAUCCUGAAUCGUACGCUCAGAUCUCCUCUCAAACCCUAGACCAGUCCCAGCCGACCCCCAUCACCGAAUGUCCUCAGGAUCAAAAUAUGCCUGGAAAACCCCUAGAUUCGGAUAACCAGGACACUCAGCAGGUCUCCGAGCAGAAACCGCCGGAGGAUAGCGCUCAGAAGCUCGUGGUGCAGAAACACUUUCUGUCCGAGAACGGGGUGACUAAUACUCACAGUGGCACUGAUAAGGACCAGUCUGGCGGGGAAGAGGAGACUACAAGCAGGAGGCGGCGAAGGAGUAGGUGGGAUCCCCCGCCUGGCGAGUCUAGCAACGAUGGCACGGCUACUGGGGGUGAUGGGAGUGGGACGGGGACUGGAACUGGACGAAAACGAAAGUCACGCUGGGCGGAUGACGAGCCCAAGCCACUGAUUCAGCUGCCGGAUUUUAUGAAGGAUUUCGCCGGAGGUAUUGAAUUCGACCCGGAAAUUCAGGUUUUGAAUAGCAGGUUAGUUGAGAUUACUAGAAAAUUGCAAUCAGGAUUGCCUCUAGACGAUAGGCCAGAUGGCGCACGCUCACCCUCCCCUGAACCAAUCUAUGAUAACAUGGGAAUUAGAAUAAACACUAGGGAAUACCGUGCAAGAGAGAAAUUGAACAGGGAAAGACAAGAGAUUAUUUCACAGAUGAUAAAGAAAAAUCCAGCCUUUAAGCCUCCUGCUGAUUACAGACCUCCUAAACUCCAUAAGAAGCUUUACAUACCUGUCAAGGAAUACCCUGGUUAUAACUUCAUCGGUCUUAUCAUUGGACCAAGAGGGAAUACUCAAAAAAGGAUGGAAAAGGAGACAGGAGCCAAAAUCGUGAUCCGUGGAAAAGGUUCAAUGAAAGAAGGCCGAUUGCAGCAAAAAAGAGACAUGAAGCCCGACCCUUCUGAGAAUGAGGAUUUACAUGUAUUGGUGGAAGCUGAUACCCAAGAAUCACUGGAGGCUGCUGCGGACAUGGUCGAAAAGCUCUUGCAGCCCGUUGACGAAGUCCUUAAUGAGCACAAGAGGCAACAACUAAGGGAACUUGCUGCAUUGAAUGGAACUAUUAGGGAUGAAGAAUUUUGUAGAUUAUGCGGUGAACCUGGCCAUAGACAAUAUGCUUGUCCUUCCCGUACUUCCACCUUUAAGAGUGACGUGUUGUGUAGUAAGUGUGGUGAUGGGGGCCAUCCCACUAUAGAUUGUCCUAUGAAAAAUACAACAGGCAAGAAAAUGGAUGAUGAGUAUCAAAACUUUCUGGCAGAGUUGGGUGGGACAAUGCCCGAGUCAUCAACUAAGCAAAUUUCUGGGACACUUGCUCUUGGCAAUGGUGUAGGUUCAGGUACGAAUCCUCCUUGGGCUUCCACCAGUAGCAGCAUUGGUAGUGGGGUGGUCAGCUCGUCACAUCCAGGUUUAGGGUCAACUGUGAUCAAACCUAAGGAAUAUGAUGAGACAAAUUUGUAUAUUGGGUACCUGCCACCUACCCUGGACGAUGAUGUUUUGAUCAACAUGUUCUCUCCUUUUGGCACUAUUGUAAUGGCCAAGGUAAUUAAGGACCGUGUUACUGGCCAGUCUAAGGGUUAUGGUUUUGUGAAGUAUGAAGAUGUUCAGCAGGCUAAUAAUGCUAUUGCUAGUAUGAAUGGUCACCAUCUUGAUGGUAGAACGAUUGCUGUUAGGGUUGCCGGUAAGCCACCUCAGCCUACAUUGCCUCCUGGCCCCCCUGCCCCGCCAAUGCCUACGUACCCUCCCACCAAUCAACCUGUGGGUGCCUACCCUUCACAGCAGUAUGCCACAGGUGGACCUAUGGGGAGUCCUGCAGUUCCGUGGGGACCACCUCCUCCUCCUUAUCCCCACUACCAGUUUCCUCCUCUGCCUCCUGGUUCAUCCGUUUAUGCUCCAGUUCCGCCACCUCCUUAUGGAAUGAUGCAGUUUCAUCCUCCAUUGCCUACUAGUACAACUACUUCAGGUGCCUCUACCCAAACUGUCCCUUCUAGCGAAGCACAACAAAGUUACAGCAGUAGUUACCCCCCUGGGGUUCAGUCUCAGGCUAGUGCACCAGCUCCAGCUCAGCCUGCGGCCACAUAUGCCCCUCCGUUGCCUUUAUACAGCUAUCCGCCUUACUAUAAUGUUGCUCCCCCGCCCCCGCCCCCAUCCGCUCCCGCUCCUUGGGCCCCAAACCCUCCAGCACCCGCUCCCAUGCCAACUUCAGACAAGUCUUCAUAUGGUGCAGAUGCAGAAUAUGAAAAAUUUAUGACAGAGAUGAAAUAAGGUGUAUGGCUACCAUUGUAAGGAUGAUUUCUUGGAGCACAAUUCUCACCAUUUCUUACCUCUUGCCAUCAAUUUUCUUGUUGGAAGUUUCGGACUCACAUCUUUAACCUUGCUGUGUACUGUUAUGACAUUUGCAGAGAGAUGAGCUGAAGUGUUCUCUCCUUUCCGAUUCUCAUUGACGAUUUGUCGAUUCCAUUUUGGGGGAUUUCAUUAUAAUAUUGGUUGCUACUUCUGUUUGGUUUUGUGUUUGGUUGUGUUGUUUUUUGCUUCACGUCAUCUUAUUUCUUCCGUUCAGUAAUCUGUGGUUGAUGUUUGUUGUGUUACUAAAUUAACUGACAUUUUGACUGUUUUGUUUGUCCCUGACAAUUUUGCUUUCUAUUUCAAUUUUACUUUUCUAACUCACCUGCCUUUGUCAGUUUGUUGCAUAUAGAAGUGUGAAAUUCGGAAAGAAGCACGGUUCUUGCGUCAACCUACAUGUCUUUCAUACAAGAUGAUAAAAUCUUGAUAUGUGAAGUUCUUGGGGGUAUCUAAAUAUGAUAAGUAUACUAGAUUCAUGUCUUUUGUAAUAUAUUAGCUUCUUUAUUUAUUAUACUGUUUUAUACCAUACAGCUAGUAGCAGCAAAAGGAUGCAUAUAGUAUAACUAAUGUAAGACAUGAAUCUACUUAAAAUAAUUUAUGCCACCGUGACUGUAAGGGGAGAGUUGGGAUGAGGGUAAGUAAUUGCAAAGGAAAUUAAUUGUUUUUUUUUUAUAUCUCAUUUGACCAUGGAAAGUGAGUAGUUAGCUAAUGUAAAGGGAUUAUUUUGCUCUUGGAGUACAAAAUUGGUUUUCAUGGGGGAUUGGGGGGGGGGGGGGUAGAUUCUACUACUGAGAGUGAAAGUAAUUCCUAUUGAAAGCACCAAAGGCAUCCUUAAUGUCAUCAGUUGUCUACGGGUCUGGUUGCUCAUUAGUUAUUAUGUGAUCUUGAAAUUAUCUGUACUUCUUUUUGCCCGACUUGAUGGACUCUUCUAGUAUAGAGUUAUCUUGAUUUAGUGAGCGGGUUAUUGUUGUUAGAUUUUGGGUCCCUAGCAAUAAUUAAGGACACGUUAUGGGGGGAUGUGUGUUUUGGUAUAAAGAACAUGAAUCUAAUAAUUUGUUUCAAUGGUGGUCCGAGCCUCCGAGGCAUUGAUAUACAUGUUAACCAUGUCAUGAAACUCCAUGAAUCAUGUUGUGCAGGAGGUGAGUAGUGGCUUGUUCACAUAUAGUACCAUUUUUGUUUUCUUGUAAAUACACAAGGCAGUCUUUUGAAGUUGAUGAUAUAUAGGAAUGUAUCCUGCAGGUGAUCUUGGGUGCCUCUAUGUGUGGAACAUUUGAUUGACUGUUCACAAUGGAAUACUUUGCACCGGUUGAUGGUGGAAAGAUUUUCUUCCCAUUUCAUCAUUGUUAUUCUGUUAUGAACUUAUGAUGUUAUCUUAUUUUCAUGUCCCUAUUCUGGCCAAGUUGAGACCUGAGACUGGAUAUGAAUUGGUUAAAUAUGUGGUCGUUUUUUAAAUUUGAAUGUAGACAAUAGACAUUAGAACAUUUGUUAGCU